CGAAUGGGUGGCAGUUCAGCUGCAGCAGCUGCUGGCGUCUGAGAGAAGCCCUUGGUGGUCGUAGGCUUAAUGAGCGGACGGCAAAGAACGCUUUUCCAGACAUGGGGCGCAAGCCUCUUCCGAUCCUCUGGGGCUCCGGUUUGCAGCUCUAGAACUGAGCGACCUCACAGCCCCGGCAGCCCCGGGGCGUGUUUUUCUGCCGCCGCAGAGGCUGCAGACUCACCGCCGGAGUCGGACGACGACGUGUUCCUGGUUGCUGUGUACGAAGCAGAGCGGCAGCUGAAUCUAGAGAAUGGCGGGUUCUGCACCUCAGCGGGCGCCCUAUGGAUUUAUCCUACUAAUUGCCCAGUGCGGGACUACCAGCUGCACAUCUCCCGGGCCGCUCUGUUCUGCAACACGCUGGUGUGUCUGCCCACCGGGUUGGGAAAGACCUUUAUUGCCGCCGUGGUCAUGUACAAUUUCUACCGCUGGUUCCCGUCUGGCAAGGUAGUCUUCAUGGCCCCCACGAAACCUUUGGUGACACAGCAGAUUGAGGCUUGCUACCGAGUGAUGGGUAUCCCGCAGUCCCACAUGGCCGAAAUGACAGGAUCUACUCAAGCUUCCACCAGGAAGGAAAUAUGGUGCAAUAAGAGAGUCAUUUUUCUUACACCUCAAGUCAUGGUAAAUGAUCUUUCUAGAGGAGCUUGUCCUGCUGCUGAAAUAAAGUGUCUAGUUAUUGAUGAAGCUCAUAAAGCUCUUGGGAACUAUGCUUAUUGCCAGGUUGUAAGAGAACUAGUCAAAUAUACAAAUCACUUUAGAAUAUUGGCUCUUAGUGCCACACCAGGUAGUGAUAUAAAGGCUGUGCAACAGGUUAUUACUAACCUACUAAUUGGGCAGAUAGAACUUCGUUCUGAAGAUUCCCAGGAUAUUUUGCCAUACUCUCAUGAAAGACGAGUUGAAAAGCUUGUUGUUCCCCUUGGUGAAGAACUUGCAGCCAUCCAAAAGGCAUAUGUACAGAUUUUGGAAUCAUUUGCCAGUUCUUUGAUUCAGAGGAAUCUUUUGAUGAGAAGGGAUAUCCCCAAUCUAACAAAAUACCAGCUAAUUCUGGCAAGGGAUCAAUUUAGAAAAAACCCACCUGCAAAUUUUGUGGGAAUACAACAAGGUAUAAUUGAAGGAGAUUUUGCUCUUUGUAUUAGUCUGUAUCAUGGUUAUGAAUUAUUGCAACAAAUGGGAAUGAGAUCAUUAUAUUUCUUCCUUUGUGGAAUUAUGGAUGGAACUAAAGGAAUGACUCGAACAAAAAAUGAACUUAGCCGCAACAAGGACUUCAUGAAGCUCUAUAGUCAUCUGGAGUGCAUGUUUGCACGCACACGUACUGCUUCAGCAAGUGGCACUUCUCUUAUCGAAAAUGGAGAAAAAAAAUUUUUCUAUAGUCAUCCUAAAUUAAAGAAAUUAGAAGAAAUUGUAGUUGAACACUUCAAGUCAUGGAAUGCUCAAAACACAUCUGAAAAGAAAUGUGACAAGACCAGAGUUAUGAUCUUCUCUUCAUUUCGAGAUAGUGUUCAAGAAAUUGCAGAAAUGCUUUUACAGCAUCAGCCAAUUAUCAGAGCAAUGACUUUUGUUGGCCAUGCCUCAACAAAAGGGAAGAGCAUGAAGGGUUUUACUCAGAAGGAGCAACUGGAGGUAGUGAAACAGUUUCGUAGUGGUGGUUACAAUACAUUGGUUUCUACUUGUGUUGGCGAAGAAGGUUUAGAUAUAGGAGAAGUUGAUCUCAUAAUAUGUUUUGACGCGCAGAAGAGCCCAAUUCGUCUUAUACAACGAAUGGGGAGGACAGGCCGCAAACGUCAAGGCAGGAUUGUCGUUAUCCUUGCUGAAGGACGAGAAGAACGUACUUAUAAUCAAAGCCAGUCCAACAAAAGAAGUAUUUAUAAAGCUAUUUCAGGUAACAGGCAGGUCCUUCAUUUUUACCAAGCAAGUCCACGAAUGGUUCCUGAUGGAAUUAAUCCAAAAUUACAUAAAAUGUUCAUCACACAUGGUGUCUAUGAACCAGAGAAGACUUCUCGGAAAUUACAGCGAAUGAGGCAAAGUAAUUCAAAGAAAGAUUGUUUCUUAUCAGAAGAAGAAUUUGAAUUAUGGAACAGAUUUUAUAGAUUAAGAGACAGCGAUGAAAUUAAAGAAAUAACAUUGCCUCCAGUUCAGUUUCUGUCCUUACAAAAUGAGGAAAACAGAUUGACUCAGGAACCAAGCAGUGGAAUUCAUCAACUCUCUUUCUCUGAAUGGAGACUAUGGCAAGAUCAUCCUCUUCCUACAUAUCAAGUUGACCAUUCGGAUCGUUGCCAUCAUUUUAUAACUAUUAUGCAAAUGAUAGAGGGAAUGAGACAUGAAGAGGGAGAAUGCAGCUAUGAAUUGAAAGUUAAAUCUUAUUUACAAAUGGAAGAUGUUAGCUCAACAUUUAGUGCUCACAGGAACAAAUAUAAUCUUCUUGCCAAUGGCACCUUUACUAGUAACAAGAAAUCUUCAUUUACAAAGAAUAUAAAUGAAGGCAAUUCAUUUUCAAUGACAGAAUCUGAUGAAGAAUGUGCUGAAAUUUUUAAACAAAAUCAUAUCAAACCUACUAAAAUUGUUUCUCUAAAGAGAAAAGCUUCUAAAAAACUGAAAAAAGACCAGCCUAAAAAAGAAAAUAAUGAUGUGGGUUCUUUAGCUCCUGAUGGCAAUUCUACUGGUGAAGAUAUUUUUCAGGUAGACCUCAAUGGUAAAGGGACAUCAGGUACAGAUGAAGUUGCUGCCCCAUGCGCUGUCAGUGCAGAUGUUGUAAACCACCCAUGUAGGCCAUUAACUGAAUGUCAGAUUACAAAUAAAUCUAUUAGUCCUCUUGCUGGACAGUUUUCAGAUUCUGGUUAUAACAGUUUUAGUGAUGAGAAAUCUGUUUUAUCUAGCUUCUUUCUUUCUUUUGAAGAAGAGCUUGCUAUAGCUAGAGCAGAUGACCAAUUUUAUAAUUGUUAUUCACCAACAAAAGAGGUGCUAGUUAAGGUAGAGGAAUUUUUAUCUCAUUCUCCUCCGUCUCUCAGUGCACUCUCAAAUUUGGAACAUGAAGUUACUAAGGGUUCUGCACUUGAAAAUUUGCUUUACCUACCCCACACAGAGUAUUUACAAAAGAAUAAGUCUACCUGCUUGAUGUCACAUUCAGCCAUAAGUUCUAGACAGAAUUCAGAAUUGAAUUCACUUAAAUUUAGUAAUCAUCCUUCUGAAAAAAGUUGCAUUUAUAGUACAACUAAUGAUAAGAUUUUUGAUGAGCCAAGCUUCUGUGACUAUGAUGAUAAAGCGCAUAAAGAUGUUAAAGAUGAAAAUUUAGUAGCCAGCAAUCAUACUCAAAUAAACAUAGGCCCUCCACAGUAUUUUGUUGAAGAAAACAAUCAUGGUGUUGAUAGCGGUGAGCUCCCCAUAUUGCUCACUGAUCAGAAUGAGAGUUUACAGCUAUUUGAAGAUACAGAGUUUAAUGAUGUGAGCCUUUCUCCCUCGAAUAAUGAAUGUAAAUCUUCAUGUGUGUCAGACAGCACUUGUAUAAACAAAAUAGCACCAGUGUCUCAGUUCUUAAUUUCUGAUGAACUCUUGUUAGACAAUGAUUCUGAACCACAAGAUCAAAUUAUCUAUGAUCCUAAGAGCUGGAAAUCCCAUGAAGAUUUGACAGGUGUACAUGAGGAAAAACUAAAGAGUGAUGAAUAUGUUUAUGACUGCUCUAAGGAUUUAUUUUCUAUUACCUUUGAUUUAGGAUUUUCUAUUCCAGAUUCUGAUGAUGAAAUAUUAGAACAUGCAUCACAUACAAAUAAGAAUAAAAUUUUAGAUGCCCUAUCUGGAAGGUGUUUAGAUAUCAAGGAGAUAAGUGAUAUAAAUUAUGUUUCAAAUCAAGCCAUAAUACCAAGAGAUCAUGUUGAUAGUUCUAAGAGUAGAUCUGUUGCUAUUUCAUCAAGUGAAGAUAAGCAGAGUCCAGCUUCUGUGCAUUUUCCACUGAGUACAGCCAAAAAUGAAGAAUUUAUGUCUCCUGGUUAUUCUCAAUUUUCUUUGCCAGUAGGGGAAAAGGUUAUGAGUACACCACUUUUUGAGUUAAACACAUUGAACUCUAAAAAGAGAAAGGAAAUGCCUAGGUUGCUAGAUUCUAAUAAAGGAAAGGAAAAUCUACAAAGUUUCAAAGAAACAUUGAAUUCAACUUUUGAUGAUUCAGGACUUUCUACAGAAAAGGCUAAAGAUGAGGAACAAAUCAGUCUAUGUCAAACCUGUAAUUCUGUUGGAGAUGAACAAUUAACGAGCAAUGAAAGUGAAGGUGGUGAGAUUUUCCAGAGAAAGAGUAAAAAAGCAAAAGGAAAUAUUUUAGAAUCUCCUGAGGAUCAGAAACAUAGUGAAAUUGAUUCUCCACUUCAUGCUGUCAAAAAGCGUAGGGUUCCUCCAAAGAAGUUAGAAUUAUCAUCCAGUGACGAGAACGAGGAUUUUCCUGAACAACAUCCACAACUAGACAACUUCAAGGGUCAUGACAGGAAUGCCAAAAGAAGCACCAAAGUCCAAAAGAGACAAAGUCGCCUGAAGUUUGUAGCUAGAACGUUUUUAGAUGAUCAAGCAGAACUUUCCCAAGAAGAUGCAGAAUGUGUUUCAUCAGAUGAAAAUGAUGAGUCAGAAAAUGAAAAAGAUUCCUCAUUACUUGACUUCUUAAAUGAUGAGACUCAACUUUCACAGGCCAUAAAUGAUUCUGAAAUGAGAGCUAUUUACGCGAAAUCUUUGCGUAGUCCAUUGAUGAUCCGUCGGUACAAAAUGGUCCACGAGAAACAUAACAACGUGAACAUUUUCUCACAGAUUCCUGAGCAAGAUGAAACCUACUUAGAAGACAGUUUUUGUGUUCAUGAAGAAGAAUCUUGCAAAAGCCAAUCAAGUGAAGAAGAAGUGCGUGUUGAUUUUAAUUUAAUAACUGAAGAUUGCUUUGCAAGUGGGAGUAAAAAAUAUAAAACCCGGCGUGCAGUAAAGCUAAAACAAAUGAAGAUGAGACAGAGUGCACGUUCAAAAAAGAAAUUAUCCAGAAUUAUUUUACUGGAUGAUUCAAGUGAGGAGGAAAACAAUGUAAAUGAUAAAAGAGAAUCCAUUCCUGUGGCUAACCCCAGCACUGUUACAGAGAGCAAACAGCAGGGCCAUUGUUGGAAUUCAGUGCUUUCGGGAUCUUCCUUACAGCCCAAGGACCAUUCUAAUCCAGUUGUCACUCAAGUGCCAAAGCAGAGGCAGCAGACACUACUUAAUUCAAAGGAUAUAGUUUCUGACAUCUCGUACUCCAAACCUCAGAGCCAUAAUAAAAUUGAAUCUACAUCACCAUCAGUCACUGCUGUUGGUUUACAGAAGGACUGUAGCAAAUUUCCAGUUCAUUUGAAGGUUGGUUGUGCUCUGGAAGAUUCUAGCACUUCAGUAUCUUCCUGUUCUGAUUCAAGACUACGUUUGGCUGGCACAUGUGCUUCCCUUAGACUCCCACAGCAAGGCCAGAGAACAUGUAUUCUUGUAGAUAGUCGUGAAAUCACUUCUGGUUCAGAAGUCAUUUCUUCUCUCAGAGCAAUUCAUGGCUUUCAUGUAGAGGUUUGUCCUCUUAAUGGUUGUGAUUACAUUGUGAGUAACCGCAUGGUGGUGGAAAGGAGGUCUCGCUCUGAGAUGUUAAACAGUAGUAAUAAGAACAAGUUCAUUGACCAGAUCCAGUACCUGCAGAGCAUGUUUGAAAAAAUAUGUGUGAUUGUGGAAAAGGACAGAGAAAAAACAGGAGACACCUCCAGGAUGUUUAAGAGAACGAAGAGCUAUGACAACCUGCUGACUACCUUAAUUAGUGCUGGAAUUCGAAUUCUUUUCAGUUCCUGCCAAGAAGAAACGGCAGAUUUGCUAAAGGAUCUGUCUUUAUUGGAACAAAGAAAGAAUGUUGGUAUUCAAGUUCCAGCAGUGAAUAGCAAUAAAUGGGAAGCACUUCAAUUUUAUCUAAGUAUUCCCAAUGUAAGUUAUAUAACUGCAUUAAAUAUGUGUUACCAGUUUUCAUCUGUGAAAAAGAUGACUAACAGCUCACCUGAGGAAAUCUCCAUGUAUGCACAAGUAACUCUUCAAAAGGCCGAGGAGAUCUGUAGAUAUAUUCACCAUGUUUUUGACAUGCAGAUGUUACCAAAUGGUCUUAACCAAGGUAGACGGUAAUCUGAUGCAUGAUCAGACUGCUCAAGUGCGGUUAUCCAAGAACUGUCACAACACCAAAUGCACUGAAAUAAUCAUUGCUGUGGUUUGUGGUUAUCAGUUUAAAAUAUGUAAAUAAGAGAGUAUUUCCAUGUUAUUUUAUAUUGUAUUUUUUAUUUACAUAGGUUAUAUAUUUUUAAAAACCUGGUGUUCAAUAAUCAUUUGAUUACCUGGACUAAAAAACUGUAUUUUUAUUGAGGUUAUUAAAAGUGUUAUUAGGAAAGUAAAAAGCUAGAGUACAUGAUUUUGAAAUUUUUCCAGAUUUUUUUGUACUGUUGUCAUUUUUUAGCUUAAUAGGCUGAUGCAUCUGACUUCUGCCAACUUAAUGGCCAUAAACAAUUUUUCCUAUAAUAUCUAGAAUAUUUUACAUGUCCUGAAUCUACAUAGACAUUGGAUAAGGUUUGGGUGUAUUGUGAGAUGAAUGGCCCAGUAACUAGGAAAGUUGAAAGUGUAACUUAGUGUAUUAAUCUUACCAAAGGAAGCCCGAUCAAGAGGUGAAAUCCUAUUAGCGUAGCCCUGACUGGUGUGGCUCAGCGGCUCGGCGGCUCAGCGGCCAGCCUGCGAACCAAAAUGUUGCUGGUUUGGUUGCUGGUCGGCACAUGCCUGGGUCGUGUGCCAGGCCCCUGACUUGGGGCAUGCGACCACCAAUCAAUGUUUCUUGCACAUCAAUGAUUCUCUCCUUCUCUUCCCCUCUCCCUAAAAAAAUAAAAUCUUUAAGAUACCAUAUUCAAAGAAGUGAUAUAUGGGUUUGGACUUGGAAAAUUUCUUUUUUGUAGAUGAGCUACUGAAUGUGUACUUUCAUUGUGACCCACCACUGUUUGUGGGGCUAUUCCUGUUUGAAGACGGCACCAUAUUCUUCUUACCUGUAACAGCGGGGCCCUUCUAGUCAUUCUAGUGCUGAAGCAGCCUUUCAUGGUGGACAUUUCCCUGCAUUUAUGUCCCUUCAUUCUCUGGUUGCCUUUUUUUGUUACACUGUUGGGUUUUCAAGCCAGUCACAGCAGAGCACUUUCUUACCUUAAACUUGGCAGCACUUCAGAGCUUAACUAAUUCAAAUUGUUUUUCUCUUUCCUUUGUUAUCAGAUGAUAAAAGUGAGGCCCAGAAACAUGUGAUUUAUGGAACUCUAGAACCAGAACACAGGAACUAGAUACUAGAUGUUAAAAUGUUACUAUAAUUGUAUAUUUAGCUCCUUUGGGACAGUAUAAAUUCCAAUAUAUUAUCCCUCAGGUUCAGUUCACCCUUCAGUACCCUCUGCCAUAAUGGAGUGGACUUCUGAAGCAUUUUUACCUAUAGUGAGAAUGGUUUAAGUUUUGUCAGAAGGAAGCAGGGUCUCUUUCUGGUUUCAGUUUGCUGUUUCGCUUUCCUGCUCCUGAUGUAGCGUCAGCAGUGCGUGUGGGUGGGGGGACAUCUGGUAGUGUUCUGCCCAGCUGUUUGCAGCAAACCUGCAGUUAGUUCCUCAACAACCUCACACUGACCUGGGCUAAUGACCACCUCGCAGCAUCUCCCGUGCAGACUCUAUGUGUCAAGAUUCUAUGUCCACCCAUCAGGCAAAAUAUGUCCUGAAUUAACAUGGUGUGAGGAAUAUAAACUAGAGGAUUUAUUUAUGCUUGUUGUGUAAAGAGCUUUAUUCAUAUUUAAGCUGCAGUAGGUCUCAUUGGUAGCACUUAACUAUCAAACUAUUGAUUACCACUCCAUCUUAACUAUUUUUCUCUCUGAGCCCUUAAAGCCUUUCUUUUCUACUUUUAAGUCUUCUUUGGAGGUUACCUUAAACCCUGCCAGCUUACCUUAUGGCCUCAUGGAAAGAAAUGGGACUAACCUGGAACUUGGCAGGUGGGAUACAAUAAAAUUAGACUAGGAAGGACUUACAAGUAGUUCUGACAGGACACAGGAACUAUGGUGAGUGUGGGGGCAGGAAGUGGUCACACUUUGGUUUGUAUCAAGUCUAUGCUAUUUCAAAAUUACUUUUUGUUGCCCAAUAAGCAAUUUAACUACCUUCUAACUCCUAAAACACUAUAUUAAUAUCAAGCAGCAUUGUGUUAUACUAAAUAUAAUGGCAACUACUAAAUAUACUGGCAACUUAACUUCUACAACUCUUUAUUUUUUACAGCCACUCUAAAAUAACCUUAAUUUGUUCCAUACUACAUCUAUGCAUCAAGUCCCUGUGGCAGAAAAAAAGCAUGGGAAUUUAAAGGAGAGUGAUCUCAGUCUAAUUGCAUCAUUCUUUUUAAAUCCCGUGUUUCUCUGAACCCUAUAUUAUGUAACUGCUGAUUAUUAGACUAAAUUCUUAAGACACAAGAAAAUUUGUAAUUGUUGUUCAAGUACAAUUGUUUCCAUUCCUCCCUUGCCUCCCAUCCCCAUCUCCCACCCUGAAUCCUCCCCCGUUUUGGCUUUGUCCAUGU
This is a messenger RNA of Phyllostomus hastatus (greater spear-nosed bat), 8607 nucleotides long. It is a transcript of the gene FANCM, whose product is annotated as FA complementation group M. Gene Ontology annotation, molecular function: four-way junction helicase activity; ATP binding; four-way junction DNA binding. The coding region runs from base 70 to 6174 and encodes 2034 amino acids. Gene Ontology annotation, biological process: interstrand cross-link repair; double-strand break repair via synthesis-dependent strand annealing; replication fork reversal. NCBI's taxonomy places the organism in Eukaryota, Metazoa, Chordata, Mammalia, Chiroptera, Phyllostomidae. The record is from RefSeq and is a predicted model, not a curated record. The transcript has 23 exons.